Candoia aspera is the source of this 4575-nucleotide messenger RNA. RefSeq names its product ring finger protein 17 (gene RNF17). Bases 91 to 4515 code for a protein of 1474 amino acids. The record is from RefSeq and is a predicted model, not a curated record. The transcript has 34 exons. NCBI's taxonomy places the organism in Eukaryota, Metazoa, Chordata, Lepidosauria, Squamata, Candoiidae.
AAUAGCUAUAAUUGGAGCAUUGAGGAAGACAGUACACAGCCCAACUGGACUACAAUUCAUCAAUUACCUUUGAAGGCAUCUACAGUCAGUAUGGACAGCAAAGCUCUGCAAGACAUAGAAAGGGCCCUCGACAUAGCUAAAAAGAAACUUGAGCAUUUAAAGAUUUUAGAGGAGACACUUCAACAGUUGGUCACCAAAGCAAAGCAGGAAGAAAGCAAGAUUGCAGAUAUCAUUACUGCCAAGUUUGCAGAUUGUAUGGCUUCUCUGAACUCAAGGAAAAGGAAGCUUGAGAUAGAGUUGGUAAUGAACACCAGUUACUAUGUAACUGAUAUACAUAGCAUUCAGGUAGCUGUUUUGCAGAAAAGAAGCAAUUUGAUUGAUGCCAUAAAGAUAGCAAAGGAACUGAAAGCAAUUCAUUCAUUACAAUCCUGCCACAGCUUAAAUCAGGCUCUCUGCAACUUAAAUGUGUCAGUUGAAGAAGAAAUCUUGAAACUAGGUUAUCUGAAAAAAAGAACACUUCCAAGGUUUUACAUGGACUGUGAUGAGAUAAGCCAUAUGUUUGAAAACAUAGGCAAAUUUUCCUAUGAUGCCUUGAAUGUGUACAGUUUCGAAGACAGCUCUCUAAAAGUGAAAAAUGAACUUGGUACUUCAAGUCAAGUAAAUGUAAAUCUUGAUAAAGAAAUUGAUGUAAUUACUCCUUUGGAAGAAUCUGAUGCAUGUUUUGAAGGAACCCAACUGCGAGAAAUGGGUCCAUUAUCCAUUCAGAAAUGCACUGCUGUGUUACCCCAGGCUGCGUCUACACCAGAUGUUAUCAUUGAAGAAAUAAUUGAAGAUGAUCAAGAAAUACUUUCUGCAGAAUAUCCCAAAUCUACAUAUCGGAAAAGUAUUUUCCAAAAAUGGCCAGUUCCAUUUGGGCCAAAAGCGGACGUUCCUGAAUUGGUUGUUGUCAGUUGUGUAAUAAAUCCUUGUUAUUUCUAUGUUCGGAAAGUUUCCCAAAAGAAAACUGCAGGCUAUUUGGAAAAGGUUCUGAAGCAGUAUUGUAGUCAUAAAAGUUUGUCUCCUAAUGACAUUUUGGAACUAGGCACAAGGGUUUUGGUUAAAAGUAAAGAACAUGGAAUGUGGUGCCGUGCAGAUAUCAUUGAACUAAUUCCACUGCUAAAAACACAUGAAGGGAAACCCUGUAGUCCAACAAAAUACAGAAUUUGUGAUAUUGCAAUUAUGAAAGUAUUCCUUAUAGAUUUUGGGCAUCCAGAAGCUUUAAUUGUUUCAGGAGUACCUAACGAAGUUACUGUGAAUCCAGAACAUGUUACUCUGGCAGUGAUUGAAGAUCUAUGUUUGGUUGUAAGGAAAUUGAAUUUAUAUUUAGAGGCUCAGCUCAGAGGUAUAAAUAAGCUAGCACUACAGUGUUCACUAAAGGACAUUGUUCCUAAGCAUUCAGAAAAAGGUUGGAAUAGAAGAGCAAGGACAGAAUUUUUGAGAAUGGUAAAUAACAAAGCUGUUCUGAUGAAAAUUUUUAGAGAAGAGAAUGGUGUGCUUAUUGUAGAUCUCAUGAAGCCUCCAGCAAACAAAAUAAGCAGCGAUAUGCCUGUAUCCCUCAGAGAUGCUCUAGUUUUUUUGGAUUUAGCAAGCUUUCGUACUGAACUUUCUGAUCAGUUUGUAAAUACUGUACCAUUGCAGUACUAUCCACCUGUGAUGCCACAGGAAAAUACAGAAGUUGCCAUUGUUGUUAGUUACAUUAAUAGCCCUGGUGACUUCUACAUUCAGCUGUUAGAACAGGGUCCUGAAUUUGCAGCUUUUCUAAGGAAAGUUGAGGAAAUGUAUAAAAAUGAAGUAGGAUUCAGCUUGGAAAUCCUUUGUCCAACCCAAGGUCAACCAUGUGUAGCCAAAUUUGAAGACAAUGGAGUUUGGUACAGAGCACAGGUGAUUGGAUUGCCAGGUCAUCAAGAAGUUGAAGUUAAAUAUGUUGACUUUGGUAAUACUGCUAAAAUAAAUAUAAAAGAAAUGCGUAAAAUAAAAGAUGAGUUUUUAGCUCUCCCAGCAAAGGCUAUUAGGUGCAAAUUGGCUCAUAUUGAACCAUGUAAAGGAGCCAGUGAGUGGACUAUCCAAUCAAAGGACAGAUUUGAAAAACUGGUUCAGGAAAAAAGUAUGUUCUGUUUUGUUACUGAGAAAUCAGAAGACAAUGUACUAUCUGUUGAACUCUAUGAAAGUGUAUGUGUAUCCCCAAUGCUGUCAUGCAGUGUGAACAGCCUUUUGGUUAAAGAUGGCUUAGCAUCUUACAUAACAAGUAAUACCAAAAUUAUAACCAGACCAUAUGAUGAAAUAUGGGAUCCUGCCCUGGAGGAUAUAUUCAAAACAGAGACAUCUUUAUUAAAACUUGAGAAUGAAGACUUGCCAUGGAUGGAAGAUUUUGUUUUGGAAUGUAAUAAAGAAUUGCAAGUGCAGAUUAAUCAUGUUGUAUCUCCUAGCAAGAUAUUUGUGCAUUUUAUGUCAUCGGAAAAAAAUCUGAAAAGGUUACAGGAAAAGAUGGUUGCUACUUACUUUGAACCGGAAAAUAAAACUAUUAAGUGGGAAGUUGGUAUGGAUUGUGCUGCUUAUAUGUGUGAUCGGAAUCAAUGGCAAAGAGGCCAGAUCCUCAGGAUUGUUUCUGAAAAAGUUGUAGAGUUAUUCCUUACUGAUUUAGGCAUAGUCAAAACUGUGGAUAUUACGUGUCUAAGAGAACUUGAACAGAAUCUGAAGACUAUCAGACCACUUGCAGUAGAGUGCUCAUUAACAGGUAUAAGACCAGCUGGUGGGGCUGAACAGUGGACGGCAACUGCUUGUGAUGUUCUUACAUCUUACUUAACUGGAGCUGUUGUAAACUUAAUAAUACAGGAUACUAACUUGUCACCUUUACCCGUGAAAAUAUUUUGCAAAGACGGAGGGCGCUGUACUGACAUUUCAGAAUUCAUGAUUAAAGAAGGCUUAGCACUCAGAAAAAGAAGAUCACCUAAAAUUGGUUCAAGUCCAGCUUCCUCUGAUAAACUACAAAAGAAUAUGGACAUAAACCAGCUGCUUUCAGAGGAAGAAAGAGCACCAAGUCUUUCUAAGCUAGAAAAGCAUAUUGACCCUUCAGUUACUGAUAGCAAACAGCAAGAACUGGAAAUUUCUGUGGCUGAGCCUCCAAUGGUUAAGGCCUAUAAACCACCAGCUCUCCCUAGCUCGGAUUGCUUCAGUGCUACAGUUAGCUGUGUUUCAGAUAACGGAACAAUUUAUGUGAUUCCCAAGUCACAAGAGCAAAAGCUAAACAAGUUAAUGAGUAACAUACAAGAUAACGUCAAAUGUUUAGGCCUUCUGGAACCCUAUAACUGGAAAAGUGGAGAAGCUUGUGUGGUAAGAGCAGCAGAUACAAUGUGGUACAGAGGUGAAGUUAAAGACGUUGGCGCUGGCAUUAUCAGGGUACAUUAUGUGGAUUAUGGAUAUAUUGAGAAAAUUCCUCAGUGCCAUCUAUACCCCACUAUUUUGUAUGCUGAGAUACCUCCAUUUUCUAUUCCAUGUCAGCUCUAUAAAACUGUACCAGUUGGCAACAUUUGGCAGCAGGAUGCAGUUGAAUUGCUUCAAGAACUACUUACAAAAAGACCUGUUAAAAUACAUAUAAUGGAGCCAUCAGAUACCCCUUGGGGGAAAGUGUCUGUCAAACUCUGUUUUGCAGGGAUGUCACUAUCUUAUUUCAUGGCAUUCCAUAAACAUUGUAUUACCGAAGAUGGUGGUGAUUCUGUAUCAAAAUUGGAUAUGCUAGAUUGCAGUAAUGAAGACUUGGAGGAAAAUUGUGAAAUCAGUCAUGAGGAAUUGCUGAUGUCUGAAGUAGACACUCCCCUCCUGCCACCGUAUACCUCACCAUCAUUGCCUGUUCUUGGAGAACUCUUUCCAGUGAAAGUAACACAUGUUGUGUCACCUAAUGAGGUGUAUAUUUCCAUUGUUCGGUCAAACAGUGCCAGCCAACAGAGAGAUGCGGAGGACAGAGCAACCAGCUUGGACUCUGAAAUUCUAGAUGAAGCCUUGGCUCAGUGUAAUCAGAACAUAGAGACUAUACCAUUUCUAACUGAUUUUCGAAAAGACAUGCCUUGCCUCGCAGAAUAUAGAGAUGGUUUGUGGUAUCGAGCAAAACUCAUUUCAAUUAAUGACUUCAGUCCUCUUUCAAUUCUGGUGGAAUUUGUUGACUAUGGAUCGACUGGAACACUGCCCACAAGCAGGUUGCGUCAGAUCCCUCCUAAGUUCAUGCAAUAUCCUGCUCAAGCAUUCAGAGUUUUGCUGGCUGGAUUUAAACCUGCUUUACGUGAUUCAGCAUCAGAGAAAAUUCCUUAUUGUCCUGAAUGGAGCAUAGAAGCAUUGUGGGCUAUGAUGGACUCUUUCCAAAGCAAAAAUAUCAGUGCUUCUUCAGUGACACAUUCACCAGAGCAUACUGUGUUUUUAUAUGAAGAUGGAUGCUUAGUUCAUAUGAAGCUUGUGGAAAUGGGAUUUGCAGAGUUGGAUCAGUGAUAGAUGCAGACUUCCUUGGUUUAAAAAAACGGAACAGUGGUUUUGUAUUAGAUUUAUAUU